Molecule: messenger RNA, 2013 nt
Organism: Phytomonas sp. EM1
Lineage: Eukaryota; Euglenozoa; Kinetoplastea; Trypanosomatida; Trypanosomatidae
Source: the annotation of a GenBank genome assembly
AUGAAUUCUCCCACAACGGAGGUUGUCUCUAGUGCUUUUCGACAGGAUAGUUCAAAUGCCAAGCCUCCCCUACGAGGAUAUUCGUCCGACCCCACAUCGCACGUGAUCCACCGUGGCUCCCAUUUCGGCGUUGAUGCAACGGCUGGUCCUGCGGACCCUGCGUUACAAACGCCGCCGGAAACGAACCUAAAGCCAUCGACACUUUCUAAGCAUCACGCGCAUCCAUACAAAGACCCUACGACGUUGCACCAUCGCCGAACCCCACACGCGAUUUCCCGCAACUCGAUGGCGCCGCUUGCUUGCGAGAAGCUGACGGACUUUACGCUCGAUGUGUACUCCCAGCAAUGGGUGCGGAUCAUGUCCGAAGAGUUCAGAGAGCACGAGCUUGCCUUCCGUUUUCGUCAAAGUGUCGACAAGGUGAGUUCACCCUUCGCGUCUGUUCGACGGGAGGGUCUUUACGAGGCGCUGGAGAUUCUCAUCGACUUCACCGCGCAAACCUCCACACGUCUGGCGAGGGCCCCACACGAGGGGAUGCCGGUGGAAACCACACCGCAGACGGAGAGCGGUAAGCGCUCGACGAACGCGAACCCUCAACAUUCGAAUCCGAACCGAUUUCCGUCAUCCGAACGGCGAGCCGGGGGCGCGGUUCAGAUCCAGCCGUUUGAUGCGAUUCGUUUCUCCAACCUCACGCCAAGUGCCGUUGCCGGGAAAGAUCGGGAAGGGAAAGGCCGCUCGCAAGGUAGCCCCUCGCACCCCUCUCAGGGGGAGGAUGGCGAGGGAGCGGAGCUCUGGACGCACGUGCAGCGGGCGCUGAGCACCCUCAACCUCACCUCCGCGCUUUUUCAUCGGAUUUUACUUCCGCGAACGGAGGUGCGGGCGAGGGUGGGGUUGAGGGAGCUCGUGGAGGUCGUCUUGAGUGAGGAAGAGGCGCUGCGGUGGACCUCCAUCGGGAAUAGCGCGCAUGGCGGGAGCGGCAGCAGUAGCAGCAGCGCGAUCACCGCGCUCUUGACGGAGGUUUCGUUCGAGGAGCAGGAGCUCGCGCUGCGGUUAUGUCAAGGAAUGUGUCUUUUCCUUCAUUACCAGCGCCGCUGCAUCGCGGAGGGGUGCCUGAUGCACUACGCCGCGGAGAUCUUUCAGUGCUUCCUCCAGCACGUUGAGGGGAUCUUUCAGAAGCAGCGGCGGCGUCUGCUUCGGCGGCAUCAAGCAAGGGAGGAGGAAGAGGAAAGAGGGGCUCGGUAUUUCUUGCCGGAGGAGGCAACCGUACCACGGACCCCUGGCGUGUUUGUGGAGGUGAACCCCGCGCAGGUGCGCGUGCUCAUCGCACUCAUCGACGCCGUCGAGGCGGCCUGCCAUUACAACCCCCCUGCGUUGAUGCGUUUGGUGCAAACCGGGUGCGUGAAGGCGCUUCUGAACUUGGUUUAUUCCCCCUGCGUUCCGGUGGAGAUUCGCGCCUCGGUGCUCGAUACCAUCAGCGUGUUGCUCAAGGAGGUGGCGCCGUUUCGGAUCGCCGUCGCCGUUCGGGAGGGGCAGCGAAACGACGGUUCGUCCGCAUCCCCCCCUGCCUUCAACCAACCGCAGCAGACCCCCGCGUCGACCUCGGCGGCUGCAGUGAUGCCCACCGAGCGGGAGAAAUCGCUGUUGAGUGUGAUGAUCGAACAAGGCGCGUCCGGUGAGCCCGGCCGCGCGCUGUUUGACAACUACAUGGGCAACGCCCUAUCUCAUAAUCAAAGCGGCGGUCAUCUGAACGAUACGCGGCAGCCGUCGUCAAGCUAUUACAUGGAUCGUGCAACGGCCUCGAGGUUUGAUUCUGCUGUGCGUGAAUGGUUCAGUCAUCACGGCCUAAGCCACACCAUUAGUGGUGUGAUGGAGCUGAGGGACUUUCAAGCGAUGACGGAGGCGCCUAGGAUAGAGCACGAUCGCACGCAGCGACGCGCCAAGCAGAUCCAAGAAAGCAAACUCAUGAGACUACUGCAAAUGAUCGAUGGAAAGCGUGCGGAGGAGCGAGAAGGCUAG